CCACAAGCAAAUUUAUAAUAAUUCUGAAAAGCCAUUUGUAUAUUACCCACAGACUCUCCUUUGCAAUGUCAGCUCAGCAAAAAGCGGUUAUACAUGCCUCGCCCACACCCGAUGUUUGGCAGCAGCUGCAGCAGCUCCGGCUCGGCGGGCGCUUCACAAAACUGGUCGAGCUUGUAGUUGGCGUACCUGAUAGCUGGAGCCUUGAUGGCGCGCCAAGUGGUAUCCCCCCUCGUCCGAUCCCGACCGGCGACCACCGACAGGACAGCGCCAGAAAGACAGCACCAGCAGCACCAGUCGGCGGUGGAUUUCCGCCGCCAGCAGAGAACAUGCAGCUAUUUGGGCUGUUUGCAUCGCGGUACUUUCUGGUAGCUCUGGUGGUCGGAUUCAUUAUCAGUCGUAUCCAGAUACUGGUACGGCGACAGCGAGUGCGGCCACUUCGGCCACUAGUGCGGGUAGCGCUAUAUCUGCCGUGCCAAAUACUGCUUCUGCGCGCCUCAGCGGCAAUGUGCAUAGCAGUGGCGCGCACCCGUACGCAUGGGGCUCCUGAGUGGAUGGCCGGGCCAAUCUCUGCUGCCGCACAGCUCUGCCAGCAGUACUUUGGCAAGGCACAGGCAGACACUAUCACGAUGGACGGCGCCAUGUGGCUGGUGUUUGUGACAAUCUGCAUAUUCGACUGUAUGGAAAUCUUUGUCUCGCGGCUCGAGGGCAGCCCGUGCGCGCCUUACGAGAACAUUGGCAACUUGCUGGAGCGCACCUCGCUGUAUUAUUUUUACGGUGGCUCGGUGCGCAUCCAGGAGCUGGCACUGCUCAAUGUGCUGGAGAAGACCGUGAUCUGCCAGUUGCUGAUCUCGCUGUCUAGCGGAUGGCAGUGGCGGCUGCUGCCAACUGGCGCCAUCGACCUGCUGGUAAUGGACCACUUUGUGUUCAGCAUGCGGCACCCGAGCGCUCUCAAGCUGUACCCGUUCGUCCAGGUCCUGACAAUGCUUCUAUUGUGUGGUGCGGUGCUCAUUGUUGUGGCCACUGUUGUAAUUCGAUCGAUGGCGCGCGCUGUCGACAGAUUCGGAUUCCUCAGACAAGGCGCAGUGCAGGGUAGCCACCAAGUUACUGAGGCCACUUAUGACCAGCACGGUGCAUUUGUGGCUCCUGAGCUGGAUGACGAGGCCGAAAUGGCUGAUGGGCGGGCCCUGAUUGAGGACACGUACCUGCCACUGUGUCCUGAUCUGCGCCGUGAUUUUGGUGUUGAGAUCCUGGAUCUUGCCGGUACAUGUCUGAGGCAGUACAGCAACCAGAUCCGUGCUAGCGGAUACUCGCGAUCAUGCGGUGCGAUCCGGCUGCCCAAAGGCACUGCCCUGGACGAGUAUGUUUCCAGGCAGGUGUCUGCGGCUCGGCGCAAUGGGUUCGCUGUGUUUAUCGAGAAUGAGCCUGGGGUUAGCUUUGAGGUGCCAGAAGGGCCGAUGGACAUGGCUGUGUUUUUGAAGGAUACACGGGUUGAUUCGCUGCGCAAAUUGUCGCUGGCUCUAUGGUCUCUGUGCACUGCGAUACUGGAGGUUGGUCUUGGGUGGAGAAAGGGCUCGCGUUACCAAAUGGCAGGGAGCACCAACAAUAGCCGCUCACCUGAUGGUGUGGCUCUGCAAGCCAAGCAAAUGACCACCGUUAACAGCGGGCUGCGUAGCUGGGAGAUUGGCGAGGAUGACGUGGUUGCUGGAGACGAUGCCGAGAGCGAUUUUGAUUUCGACUAUGUUGACAGCAGCCUACGCAAGUGCAGACGAUGGCGAUGGCGAUGGCGAUGCGAUGACGACGACGACGAAACCAACUGGGAUGACGAGCCUGUAGAUUCUGAGGAGCUAGAGACAUCGCGCCACGACCAGAUGUCGUCGCUGCUUGUACUCAUGGCACACUCGCUAGCAGGCUCGCUUUCCAGCACUAAUGGGCCAGCUCCGUCUGUGUCGGCGGAUUCUGUGCUGCAGAUGCCUGGUCUCCCGUUCUCGUCUCCAGAACUGACUUCGCUGAUGCAAAUAACCAGGGCACGGCGCCAAAAUGAAGAGGAAGACGGUGUAGAUUCCGGUGUCGAGGCAUUCAGCACCGAGGAAAUCACAUUGUCUUCGCCGCCCAUCCAGCAGCCAUCGCCGCGCAAGGCAGCUCCCGCGGCAGCGGCGAACAUGGCUAAACCGACACCUGCGAUGUCCGAACGACCGAAGCAAGCAUCCCAGCUGCCAAAGCACGCAAUAUCCGUAAGCAGCCCGGUCAUUGCACCCGCACUCGAGAAGGAGACGGCAGCGAUCCAGGACGACGGCGACAAGUGGCGCCUGUUGACUCUCAACUACGAUCGCCGCCAUCCGGGCUACGAUCCAAAGACGGAGACGCAGGCGGUGGCACCGCAGCUCAAGGCAAUUGUGGGCGACAGAAUUGGAUACGCCAAGCGCCAAAAGUCGAUUCAGCUCAUGUUCGACUUGUACAUGAAGGCGCACAAGGGCGAGUGGGUCGGGGCGGCGCAGGAUGCGGUCGAGCGGGAGCUGGGCGUGUACAAGUCAAGCGGGCUUGGGUCCUACCACGUCAAUCUCGUCAACAGCAUACAGGCAGCUGAAGCGACAAAUAGGCACGUAAUCGUCGGGCCCCGUGCCCGUUGCAACAGGUUGCGGAAAUAA
Messenger RNA from Linderina pennispora, 2645 nucleotides. RefSeq lists its product as uncharacterized. The coding region runs from base 66 to 2645 and encodes 859 amino acids. The record is from RefSeq and is a predicted model, not a curated record. The transcript has 6 exons. Lineage: Eukaryota; Fungi; Kickxellomycota; Kickxellomycetes; Kickxellales; Kickxellaceae.